GACUUGCCUGAUUCAAGAGUUAUUUUCGUCGUUAGACGUGUGUUGCACUUCAAAACCGUUUUAAAAAGACGAUCAAGUAGUUCAAAGAUCAGAGUACAGUCAUCAUGUCAUUAGCAGGGUUCAAAAAACAGAUUAACAAGGCGAAUCAGUUCAUGAGCGAGAAGAUUGGUGGUGCCAAAGGAUCGAAAUUAGAAGAAGAUUUUGUGGAGCUGGAAAGAAAAACAGAUCUUACUGCAAACCUGGUGGAUCAUGUUAGUAGUAAAACAAAAGAAUACCUUCAGCCUAACCCAGCUGCACGGGCCAAGCUUACAAUGCAAUCUACCGUACACAAAGUGAGAGGUGAAGCCAAAGUGUCAAGGUACCCUCAACCAGAGGGCCUUCUUGGAGAGACCAUGCAAAAAGGUGGCCAGGAGCUGGGUGAUGAGUCACUCUUCGGCCAAGCCCUUCAGGAUGCUGGGGAGGCCUUUUCAAAUCUAGCUGAAAUUAAAGAAGCACUUGACAAUACUGUCAAACAGAACUUCCUUGAUCCCCUGGAUCAGCUCAGAAACAGGGAUAUCAAGGAGAUUAUGCACCAUAGAAAGAAACUACAGGGACGGCGACUUGAUUAUGAUUGUAAAAAGAGAAAAGGACCCAAAGUUCCAGAAGAAGAAGUCAGAGCUGCAGAAGAAAAAUUCGAGGAAUCUAAAGAGAUUUGUUAUAACAGUAUGCUGAACCUCAUUGAGACUUCUGAUGUGGAACAAGUAAGCCAGUUAGCAGCCCUCGCAGAAGCAAUAUUUGAUUACCACAAACACUGCUCAGAUGUCAUGGAGAGCCUGGUGGCCACUCUGAACAACAAGGUUUCUGAAGGUAGCAGUCGUCCUCGAAGUGAGCGAAGGUCCAUUCGCGUUCGCAGUAAUGAUGAUAGUGAUGAUGAGUCCAACUCCUCUUACAGUUUCUCACCCACACCAUCUGCUGCUCCAUCAGCUCCACCUCCAGCUCCCACCCCUGCAACUAAUGGUGCUUACUACAGUGGCCCAUUCAAAGCAGUGUAUGAUUUUGAGUCAGAAAAUGACAAUGAACUUGGUUUUAAUGAAGGUGAUAUAAUCCAAGUGGAUGAACAAAUAGAUGAAAACUGGCUUUCUGGAACAUUAAAUGGCCAAACUGGAAUGUUUCCUCUUAAUUAUGUAGAGAAAAUGUAAUUUUAAUCAAUCAUUUUGAGCAAUUUUCAGGUUUCGCUGGGCUCCAGUGGAGUGAUAUGUCAAUUUAAUUAAUAUGACAAAAGUAAUUUUUGCCAUAUCAAAACAAACUUUGGAAUCUAGGGUAUAUAAUUUUUACAUAUUAAAUGAAAGCUGAGAGAGAAUCUGUGCAUUAUUAGGUUGUUUAAAAACUGAUCUUAAACAACCCUUGAAAUUAAUUGAUUGUAGCUCAAAGGAGGUUGAGCUCUUGAUAACCAGUAGCAGUUUUUGAGAGACAAAAAAGAAAUUAUCAGGGCUUGACACUAACGGUAGCCAACUAGCCACAGAAUAGUAGAAAUUCAGUUUUAGCAUGUGGUUUUCAGUUUUCACUGGCCAGUUUGGCUAGUAAACAAACUGAAAUUGUUGUAGCAUCUGAGUUGUAACUAACCACCUAGCUAGUAAGUUGAAAAGUAAGUGUCGAGUCGUGAUUAUAAGGUUGUUUUUUUUCCAAACUGAUUGCUUCAUACAGUGGUCAUAUUACUCAAGUUCUAGGCAACCAAGGGCAGAUCUCAAAGGAAAUAUGAUCACAGUUGAUUGAUUUCUGUUUUAUAACCUGACCAUCAUGAUAAAAAAUUGAAUUUUACUUGUAAUUAUACUGUGGUUUGUGGAUUAUGUGAUAAUGAAGACAGUUAUUAUUUUCUGUAAUAAAAAAAUGCAGCUUAAUUUUAUUGAUCAUCCUGGUAUAGGAAAUUGUUUAGACAUAAUUGAUAAACACGCAGCUAUAGUAACCAAAAGGGUUUGCUUAUAUUAGUCUCUGAACAGUUUGUUCUCCAUUCAAAAAUGUGCCAUAAAUGACAGUACACUUCACAACUGUGAAAGUCACUACCUUACUUGUACGAAGGAGUUCAGAAUGUAACAUGUACACAAUUAGGUGGUUAAUUGUUUUGGCAAACUUGUGCACUUUUAGUUAUAAAAGUUAGUACAUGUUUUGUAUCUUCAGUAUAACAGGAGUUUCAUUAUUGUUUUCCAGCAGGAGGGUAACUGGUUUACACAGUUGGGCUAACUUUUUGAACUGAACUUCCUUCUAGGAUAAACUUUCCUCUUGAUGGUUAAACUGGGUGGGCAAAUGCUUCCUCACAGCCAGUCAAUUUGCCUGGUGCCCGGCCCUCAUUGAAACCCCUGGUAUAUAUCCUUGUAUUUAAAAGUGAGAGAAAUUAUCGCAAGCUUUAGUAACCCACCUCCGCACAGUUAUGAAUGGGUUCACCCAGAAGUCGUCUGUUACAUGUGCAUGAGUUAUCUUUGUAGUGCAGCUUGAGGUGAGGUAUUCAUUAAAUUGUUCUCAGGAUGGCUCCUUAACAAGGCAGUCUGAGGCGAUUGAAUGUGGACCUUUUAAGUAAGUGUUAAUGAUCACUGAGAGAUCCAAUUUUGCAUUAAAGGUCAAAUGUUAUUGGUUA
Molecule: messenger RNA, 2608 nt
Organism: Stylophora pistillata
Lineage: Eukaryota; Metazoa; Cnidaria; Anthozoa; Scleractinia; Pocilloporidae
Product: endophilin-A2
Cellular component (GO): cytoplasm
Molecular function (GO): protein binding
Source: RefSeq, a predicted model, not a curated record